Messenger RNA from Mycetomoellerius zeteki, 819 nucleotides. RefSeq names its product TBP-associated factor 9 (gene Taf9). NCBI's taxonomy places the organism in Eukaryota, Metazoa, Arthropoda, Insecta, Hymenoptera, Formicidae. The transcript is spliced from 3 exons. Gene Ontology annotation, biological process: RNA polymerase II preinitiation complex assembly; DNA-templated transcription initiation. Gene Ontology annotation, cellular component: SAGA complex; transcription factor TFIID complex. The coding region runs from base 1 to 735 and encodes 244 amino acids. The record is from RefSeq and is a predicted model, not a curated record. Gene Ontology annotation, molecular function: transcription coactivator activity; RNA polymerase II general transcription initiation factor activity; protein heterodimerization activity.
AUGUCGGAAAAAACGAAAAACAUGAGCCACGUCAAACAUAUUCCCAAAGAUGCUCAAGUCAUCAUGUCAAUCAUGAAAGACAUGGGAAUAACAGAUUAUGAACCCAAGGUGAUCAAUCAACUGUUGGAAUUUACAUAUCGAUAUGUUACAUGUAUAUUGGAUGACAGCAAAGUAUAUGCCAAUCAUGCCAAAAAGAAAUUCAUUGACCUAGAUGACGUUAGAUUGGCGGUCAAGAUGCAGCUGGAACGUUCAUUCACAAAUCCACCGCCCAGAGAUGUUCUAUUGGAUGUGGCACGAACCAAGAACAAUAUUCCGCUGCCUUUUGUCAAACCAAACAAUGGUCUCAGAUUACCACCAGAUCGAUAUUGCUUAAAUGCACCGAAUUAUAGACUUAAAAAUGCGACGAAGAAGGUUGUUCAGAAAUCUGGACACUCUUUGGUAGGCAAUAAUCAAUCUGGUGGACAGCCAAGAUCAAAAAUAGAGGGAAAUAAGACUAGUGUGUCGAUUGUUAAAAGACCUGGCACACUUGCCACUGUUGCAAGAACACAAACUAUUUCUAUACCGAAACCUGUUUUAAAAUUUUCCACAGCGGCAACAAAUACUACAUCGGUAAAAACACAAGUAACGAAACCGAAGAUACAGAUUACUUCCAAUCAAUCAUUGUCGACCGUGAAAAUGGAAACCGAUGAAUCAUUGAAAAGAAAACGAGAGGAAGAGGAUUACGAUAUGUCAUAAUUUUAAGUUCUGAGUGCUAUUCUGUUUAAUUAUUAAUAUUCUCUAACAUUCUGUAAUAAUUCUAUAAUCCGUUCUUUGUUAAAA